CCGAUGGAGUUUUGCCCGACAUGCUCAAGCCUGCUGCUGGUGGAGCACGCUGGCAGGCUGAGAUACUUUUGCCCCACCUGUGCAUACAUUUUCGGCGUGGACCUCAAGAUCAGCAAGCCGAUCCCUCUCAAGAACAAGGAGGUUGACGACGUUAUGGGGGGAGAAGACGCAUGGAAGAAUUGCGAUCGCACACCAGUUACCUGUGCCAAGUGCAACUAUGGGCAUGCUUACUUUAUGCUGGUCCAGAUCAGAUCGGCGGACGAGCCAAGCACAGCCUUUUACAGGUGCGGCAAUCCAAACUGCUCGUUCCGGUGGAGAGAAGACUAAACUUAUUCUCAAAAAA
Messenger RNA from Selaginella moellendorffii, 343 nucleotides. Its product is annotated as DNA-directed RNA polymerase III subunit RPC10. The record is from RefSeq and is a predicted model, not a curated record. The coding region runs from base 4 to 327 and encodes 107 amino acids. The transcript has 3 exons. Gene Ontology annotation, biological process: termination of RNA polymerase III transcription; DNA-templated transcription. Gene Ontology annotation, molecular function: nucleic acid binding; DNA-directed RNA polymerase activity; zinc ion binding. Gene Ontology annotation, cellular component: RNA polymerase III complex. Lineage: Eukaryota; Viridiplantae; Streptophyta; Lycopodiopsida; Selaginellales; Selaginellaceae.